Suillus clintonianus is the source of this 1584-nucleotide messenger RNA. RefSeq lists its product as uncharacterized. The transcript has 12 exons. The record is from RefSeq and is a predicted model, not a curated record. Bases 336 to 1250 code for a protein of 304 amino acids. NCBI's taxonomy places the organism in Eukaryota, Fungi, Basidiomycota, Agaricomycetes, Boletales, Suillaceae.
ACCCCUCAUAGGACGGGACUUCGCAGAUUCUCACUCGCCUCGUUCCUUUUCUUCUCAUUCCCAUCUUCUUGUGCGACGCGCGUACGAUUUUUUCGACCCACCCACCAUCCCAUUUCCAUCCUAGCGUUCAUUUUGGUCUUCCAGGACUUACGUCUCCUUCUGGCCCGAGGUCUGCACACGGCCUAGAUCGCAGUAGCACUACACACAGCACAUCCGAGCUCUCACGGAGCUCGUUAUCGUCAUUCCUCACAUCUCACAGCUCAAUAUACGAAGGUGGUACCUUAGUGCUUCGUACACUGUAGUCCACCGACUUCGCUACCACUGAUACCUUGAAUAUGACUCAAAUCUUGAAUGAUCCCAGAUGGUGGCCGGUAAUCAACUAUUCGCUUGUUUACAGUUAUUUUAUAGUUGCAUCAUCUGUUAUGGUGGCAUACGAUUGGGUACUGAUAUCUGGGCAAGAGUUAGAACUGAUCUGGGUACGCUUCUUUGGAGUAAUAUACUGCGGCACCAGCAUACUAUGGAAUAUCCUGUCAGUUCCGGUGACAGAUACAGUGGGCACUAUCCUUUGGGUCAUACAAAACUGUAUCCCUGCCGUCGUAAUGGUCAUGCUGGGCAUUGUUAUGAUCAUUCGGUUACAUGCGAUGUAUCUGGGAUCCAGGAAGAUGCUCAUCUUUCUCAUUGUGGUCUCCUUGGCACUCAUGAUCGUAACCGGAGUGAUUCUCACAGUAGCAAGUAGCUAUACUCGAGGAGAGGAGUUCGUCCUGUCUGGCAUGUAUCAGUGCGACUACAUCCCCUCAGGGGGAAAUGUCCCACUUCUCAUUAACAAUGAUUGGAUGCUCGUUACUGCACUCACAUGGGAGGUCCUCACCUUGAGUCUUGCCAUCUGGAUUGCCAUAAAACACUUCCAUGAACUGCGACAACAAUCGACAAGAUGGAAUGUCAAAGACUGUUUCACAGUGUUGAUCAAGACACACGUGUUUUACUUUGCAGCCUUUGUUCUUUUUUCUUGCUUCACAUUCAGCAAACUGUCCCCAAAGCUGCGGAACAUCUCUACUGUGGGAAUUCAACUUUAUGGUGGUGUUAUUCCAGUUCUUUCGGUUGUGCAGUUGUUUGUACUGGGACCACGCCUCAUCCUUGACAUUCGGGCAUAUAACGCGCAGGUUCUGGUCAAUUCUGACGAAGGAACUGUCGUGACUACAAUCGUAUUCCAUGAGCGCACAUACGAAUUAACUGCCAACAGUGAUGUAUAGCAUGUGUAGGUACAGUACACGAGUAUUUCAGUGAUAUGCGACCAUAUGCACUCGAGAGGUGGAAGACUCCAUGUUGAGGUAAUGUGAUGGAUACUUUCAAAUUAUUGGGUUGUAUCUAGAAAUUUAUAUGCGCCAUGCGUGUGCGUCCUCGCUGCCAACCCAGAAUACAGCGCAAUCUGUUUGUCCAGCGCGUUCGCCUCACAUUCCUCAGGCUUGACCGUCGGCUUGUUUAAGUCCAACUUGCCUCGGUUUCCGAUCGCGCUGUAUUGUAUUCCACCUGUUUGUAAAACAACUUUAUAUGUGAAAGUGAAACUUGUUACUUGGGGUAGGUAGG